This is a messenger RNA of Klebsormidium nitens, 969 nucleotides long. Lineage: Eukaryota; Viridiplantae; Streptophyta; Klebsormidiophyceae; Klebsormidiales; Klebsormidiaceae. The record is from the annotation of a GenBank genome assembly.
AUGGCGUCUGCUCUCUCUGUGAAAUCCUUUGAGGUUGCUCGAGGGCCAAAAAGCUUCAUCGUAUCAGUGGGCAGCGGAGUCAAGAUCAAGGCUGCAAGAGGGGAAAAAGCAGGGGCAUGGAAAGGAGCCACCUUUUACAUGUCUCGUGUCCUGGAGAUCCUUGUGCGGAGGGGGAAAGUUCAGCUCACAGUGGAGCACCUCUACAAAAAGAUAGAGCUUACACGAGAUUUGGAGUUGAACGAGCUGCCCAAACAAGCCAAGGCAAAUCAACUGUGGCCCAGUCCUUGCCAGGAUACAUAUGAUGUUGAAACAGUGCUAGAUGUCUUCACAGUCUUUCAUUACAAGACAAUCGCCGCCUUAUAUCCUGGUGGGCUGCCAGCAAUAAUGCAGCUCGGUUGGGAGCACCGGGCUGCCACAGCGUCCAUUAUCUUUGUUCCGCACAAGGCUGUUCUUGAUGGGCUUCUUGGAAAGGGCUGGAACGAGAAAGUCAACGGGCGAGGACUGGAAAGAGUUAAAGCGUGCAUUGCAUUUGAGAGCUUGAAGAUCAGGUAUCACUACGCACGGCAGUGCAUUCUCAUGACGUGGCACUACCAGCGCUUCAUGUGGAAUAGGAGGGAAGAGGAAUGGAUUGCCCUUGACCUGAACCCGCAGACUGUGUUGCAACGCAAGGAGAUUACCCUUCAAGUGUACCUUGAUGGAGAAGAGCAUCUUGGGGAGGUCAGAGUUGAGGCCAAAGACAACCUCUCCGAUGUUCGGGUGGCCAUCAUCACCCAAUUAGUCGGCAUUGCUCCGCAGAAGUUCAAUUUCUUCACCGAAUAUAAGCACGAGCAAUUUUCCAAGAUCCAGUCCCGGUUCGAGAAAAGGUACUCGGUGAAGAAGUUCCUUCUGGACGAAGACGAUGGAGAGAUCAUCAUAGACAAGCAGGACCCCCCUCCAACGAAUUUUGACGACUUGAUGAACAUCUUAUGA